AUGCUUUGGGAAGAGUUAAAGCACAUUGGCAGAAAUAUGAAUGAUCCUUGGAUUUUAUCUGGGGAUUUCAAUGAAAUUGCUCUGGCUUCAAAAAAGAGAGGAGGAGGAACUGUGGAUGUGAACAGGUGCAACAAUUUUGCUAAUAUCCUGAGUGUUUGUGGGGUGAUGGAUUUGGGGGGAGGAGGUAACAGAUUUACUUGGAAAGGUCCAAAAUCCCUGCACUUAGAUAGAGUGUAUAAAAGACUGGACAGAGCUGUAGCUAAUGAUGUCUGGAGAUCCUCUUUUGAGGAAGCUGAUGUGCUAGUUCUUCCUAGACUCUUCUCGGAUCACUACCCAAUUCUGAUUAGAAUGGAAAAAGAAGAUUCUGAUUGGAGGGAGAGGCCAUUUAGAUUCUUGGCUACUUGGCAGAAUGAUGCUAGAUUCACUUCCUUCCUAAAAGCUAAUUGGGAUUCGUCUGCUGGUUUGUUGGAUAGCUUAAACUCUCUUGUUCCUAUGUUAAAGGAGUGGAAUAUGAGUGUUUUUGGGUUUACUCAGCAUAGGAAAAAUAAAGCUAUAGCUAGAAUGGAAGGCAUACAAAGACAACUUAGUUCCUCAAAUAGCUCCCAACUUGAAAAAUUGGAAGCUAAGUUGAGAAAAGAGCUUUCUGACAUCCUUGAUCAGGAGGAGCAAAUAUGGUACCAGAAGUCUAGGAGUGAAUGGAUAAGAGGAGGGGACAGAAAUACUAAGGAGGAUCUAAUUGAUCUUGCUAGAGGAUUCUUCCAGAACCUUUUUAAGGAAAUUUCUAACGAGCCUGUUUGGUUCCAAACAAAUAAUUCCUGGCCUGCUAUCAGCGAGGAUCAAAUGGGUAACCUGUCUAUGGCUAUUUCUCUUGAGGAAGUUUAUAUGCAGCAUCCUGAUCAGAUUGUUGAAGUGAACCACACUCUUAUUGUACUAGUACCCAAAGUUGAAAGACCUUGUUUGAUUAAGCAAUUCAGACCAAUAGCCGUUCGUAAUUCUGGUUAUAAGGGUUUGAGCAAAAUUAUUGCUAACAAAAUCAAACCUCUUCUGGGGGAGCUUAUAUCCCCAAAUCAGAUCGAUUUAGAAAAGGCUUAUGACAAGCUCAAUUGGAAUUUUAUCAGAACAGUUUUGGAGGAAUUGAAAUUUUCAAGGGAAAUGGUUGAAGCUAUAAUGGGUUAUGUGAUAGGUCCUGUUUUAGAGGUUUUGUGGAAUGGAGCUAGAACCACCAGUUUUCAAUCUCAUAGGGAAAUUAGGCAAGGGGACCCACUAUCCUCUUACCUUUUUGUUCUUUGUAUGGAGAAGUUAACUCACUUAAUCAUGGAUGAAGUGGAGGUGAAAAAUUGGCAACCAAUUAGAACUGGCAGAUCUGGUCCCCCCAUCUCACAUCUUAUGUUUGCUGAUGACAUCAUCCUUUUUGCUGAAGCUUCUCUAAGCCAACUUAAUUGUAUUGCUCAUUGCCUCGAAAAGUUCUCAAAGAUGUCAGGACAGUGUGUAAGUAUAGGAAAAUCCUGCAUCUACUUUUCCAAAAAUACUCCUGAGGAGGCUGUGAAGUCCAUUACUGAAAUUAGUGGGUUCAAAAAUAUUAAUAACCUUGGCUGUUACUUGGGAGCUAUGAUGAGACAUGGGAGAAUAAACAAGAACCAUUAUGCUACUGUUAUUUCCAGAGUUCAGGAUAGGCUACUAGGUUGGAAAUCAAAAUGUCUCUCUCUGGCGGGUAGAGUCACUUUAGCUAAAAGUGUAAUUUCAGCCAUUUCUUGUUACCACAUGCAGAAAAAUACCCUCCCAGUGCAUGUUUGCCAAGACAUUGAGAAGUUGCAAAGGAAUUUUAUCUCGGGAGAUCUGGAUUCUAAAAGGAAAGCUCAUUACGUAGCCUGGGAGCAUAUGUGUCAGCCUAAGGAUUGUGGAGGUCUUGGCAUCAUUAACCUCAGGAUUCAGAAUGAAGCUUUUAUACAGAAGCUGGCUUGGCAGCUAAUUAGAGACCGAAAUAGUUUAUGGGUUAAAGUUCUGAUUGGCAAAUAUGGUAGGAACCAUGAUCUUAACCGUAGCUUGCUAGCUAAAAUGUAUGACUCUAAUCCGUGGAAGAAUAUUUGCAUAGCUAGAAGUAAGAUGACCAAGCAGCUUGAAUGGGUGAUAGAGAAUGGGUCUUGCACCCCUUUGGAAGCUGAAUUAUGGGGUAUACUUCAUGGCCUUAAACUAGCUGGUGCGCUGAAACUACCUACUGUCUGGCUUGGUUGUGACAGCAAAGAGGCCAUUCACUGCACAGAAGCUAAAGCUGAUCCAUGCGGUUUCAAUGCUUGCAUUGUGGAAGAGGUACAAGGUUUCAUAAGGGGUAUCUGGAUUCUAUGGAAAAAAAAUAAUUGUGAAGUUACAAUUCUGGAACAAGCCAAACAAAUUAUCCGUGUCAAAAUUGCCUUUCCUGACAAAGAACCUUUUGUUUGCAUGUUCAUUUACGCAAAUCCAAGAGAAAAGGUUAGAUGCAUCUUGUGGCAGGAUCUUCGUUGCAUCUCUGAAACCAUGGAAGACCCUUGGCUGAUUGCAAGUGAUUUUAACGAAAUAGCCUUUCCCUUUGAGAAAGGGGAAGUGAAAUUUGUGUAG
Molecule: messenger RNA, 2592 nt
Organism: Gastrolobium bilobum
Lineage: Eukaryota; Viridiplantae; Streptophyta; Magnoliopsida; Fabales; Fabaceae
Exons: 6
Coding region: 1-2592 (863 amino acids)
Molecular function (GO): nucleic acid binding; RNA-DNA hybrid ribonuclease activity
Source: RefSeq, a predicted model, not a curated record